Ctenopharyngodon idella (grass carp) is the source of this 931-nucleotide messenger RNA. It is a transcript of the gene smtlb, whose product is annotated as somatolactin beta. Gene Ontology annotation, cellular component: extracellular region. Gene Ontology annotation, biological process: response to nutrient levels; positive regulation of growth; growth hormone receptor signaling pathway. Bases 126 to 812 code for a protein of 228 amino acids. Lineage: Eukaryota; Metazoa; Chordata; Actinopteri; Cypriniformes; Xenocyprididae. The transcript is spliced from 5 exons. The record is from RefSeq and is a predicted model, not a curated record. Gene Ontology annotation, molecular function: growth hormone receptor binding; growth hormone activity.
UCACCUACGUUCAAGUUCUGUUCUCAUUUGGUUAAUUCAUUAAGCCAGUAGAGUAUAUAAAGCAUAGAUAAAUGUGACAGAACCACAACCAGAGUCCAACAAGACUUUUCUUUUGUUCCACAAUAAUGAAGAAAACUACAGUUCUCCAGGUUUGUGUGGCGUUUGUGCUCUGCUCACUGCAGGCUGUGAUCGCAUCUGCUGUGGACUGUCCAGACCAAGAGACUGGAGGGACUUCUUGUACCAUCUCACUGGAGAAGCUUCUGGAACGAGCCGCUCAACAUGCAGAGCUCAUUUACCGCGUCUCAGAGGAGUCCAAGUUGCUGUUUGAGGAGAUGCUCGUUUCAUUCGGAGGUGUGAAUCUGUAUGUUCCCAGCGGGACCAUGUGUGCUCCAAAAACAGUGUCUAUGUCUAAAAGUGAAAUCCAACAGAUUUCUGACAAAUGGAUCCUUCACUCAGUGCUGAUUCUGAUCCAGUUCUGGACUAAUCCACUGGCAGAUCUGCAGGCGUCUCUUGAGAAUUAUGAGAACGUCUCAAGUGCCCUGCUGAACAGAAGCAAAUGGAUGUCUAGCAAACUAACGAGCCUGGAGCAGGGGGUAGUGGUUCUUAUUAGACAGAUAUUGGGUGACGGUGGUUUGCUGCUGGAGGUUCCCGAAGAGACAUCCGAUCAUGCUGUCUCUUCCGAUAUGCUUGAGACUGUGAGAAGAGACUACAGUGUGCUCUACUGCUUCAGGAAAGAUGCACACAAGAUAGAGACUUUCCUCAAGCUCCUGAAGUGCCGCCAGAUUGAUAAAGAGAAUUGCUCCUUUUUCUAAACUAAAAAAAAAAAAUACAUAUAUGCAAAUUCUUCUGCCAGACUAUUUGAGUGUUUUUAUUCUGCCAAAGUUGGUUUUGCAUUUGCACAAAUAUUAAAACAAAUAUGUUUGCAUGAUUA